Phragmites australis (common reed) is the source of this 1123-nucleotide messenger RNA. RefSeq names its product leucine-rich repeat protein 1-like. Bases 144 to 791 code for a protein of 215 amino acids. The record is from RefSeq and is a predicted model, not a curated record. Gene Ontology annotation, molecular function: protein binding. NCBI's taxonomy places the organism in Eukaryota, Viridiplantae, Streptophyta, Magnoliopsida, Poales, Poaceae. The transcript is spliced from 6 exons.
UUUCCGCCAACACCACUGCAAAACCAGCUCCCCAUCCCUUCCCUCUCUCGUGCGCUGCUGCCCCCUUUCACACCGGAGCAGAGGACGCGACUAGCCGAUCGACCGCCGCACCCAUCUCCUCUGCCGAUUCUCUCUGGUAUCCUAUGGCGGCAGCUCGUGUAGGCCUCGCCGUCUUCGGCGCGCUCCUCGCCCUCGCCGGCGCCCCCGCGCGGGCGUCGAACGAGGAGGGCGACGCGCUCUACGCGCUGCGGCAGCGGCUGUCGGACCCCAACGGCGUGCUGCAGAGCUGGGACCCCACUCUCGUCAACCCAUGCACCUGGUUCCACGUCACCUGUGACCAGGCCAGCCGCGUCGUCCGCCUGGAUUUAGGCAACUCCAACGUCUCCGGCUCCAUCGGUCCUGAGCUCGGCCGUCUUGUGAACCUGAAAUACCUGGAGCUGUACAGGAACAAUCUCGAUGGCAAGAUCCCAAAAGAAUUGGGCAACCUAAAGAAUUUGAUCAGCUUGGAUUUGUAUGCCAACAAGCUCACUGGAGGAAUCCCCAAGUCACUUUCCAAGCUGAACUCACUCAGAUUCAUGCGCUUGAACAACAAUAAGCUUACAGGAUCCAUUCCAAGGGAGUUUGCCAAACUCUCCAACCUGAAAGUCAUUGACUUGUCUAACAAUGACCUCUGUGGAACUAUUCCUGUUGACGGUCCUUUCUCAACCUUCCCUCUUCGAAGCUUUGAGAACAACAGCAGGCUCAACGGUCCAGAGCUGCAAGGAUUGGUUCCUUAUGACUUUGGAUGUUAGAAGCUCCUGUUCAUGGUAUUACACAACAGCGUACCCCGUCCCUAGUGGAAGGGAAACCAGGAUAAUAGUACAAAUAGAAACCUAUCGUGGAUAAUGUCGUGAGUUAUUUAUAUAUGCAGCAGAAGAACUGAAGAUGGUGCGAUAGCAGGUCCUGUGAUAUUUAUUCAGACAGCAUAAAGAUAGAAUGUAUUCAGACAAGUUUUGCCUGGCUGAUACAGUUAUUAUGUCAUGGUCAAUUGUGUGCACCCAGAGGCUUCUUGGUACACUUUGGAAAAGGGGGUACAGAGGCUGUUUAUGAAUAAAUUUGAGCCGACAAAAAUAUAUACAUUUCA